UAAAACGGAAAUGUCAACUGUAACAGCGAUGCAAUGAAACCGCACCCUUAAUUUCACAAGCUCGUGAAAACAUUCCGCAUCAGCGUGAACUGACAGUCGCAGCCUAGUCGCGAUCCAGUGGACAUCAUGAGUGACUUCACCCUGGAGGUAAUUACAACCGAGCAACAAGAAGAAGACGACUUUGACGAAUCCGAAGAGUCGAUAAACGAUGCGACUAUGCAGCAGCUGUUUAUGCUCUUUGAUACGGACAACAGCGGCACUAUUUCGACUGACGAGCUGAAAUCCGUUCUCAAGUCUCUCGGUCAGAACCCGAAUAGGGCAGAACUGCAAGCCAUGAUGGAGGAGGUCGACUGCGAUGGAAACGGUGAGAUCGACUUCGAAGAGUUCAGCGGCCUGCUGUCGAAAUGCAUGCAGAUGAGCGACGACGAAUACAAAGAGAGAGUGGCGGAAGCCUUCAGGAUCAUGGACAUGGACCAGAACGGAUUCAUCGAGCCUCAAGAAUUGAAACAAGUGAUGGAACGGUUCGGGCAGCGUCUGUCCGACGCCGACGUCGCACGAAUAAUGGACGAGGUCGACACGAAUGGCGACGACAGAGUGAGCUUCACAGAGUUUCAAGAACUGAUGAUGCAGAACAGAACACAGCUGGGAUUCUGAGCAUGCACCAGAUCUCUCUAUUAUAUCUGCACCAAAAGUAGCUACACAAAUUUUACAAUUUUGGACUCUUUAGUAUACUGCAUGCUUCUUUUCUAGAUCUAGAUCUAAAUGGCUUGACUGUAGAAUUAUGAACUCAAUGAGGGCUGCAUGCAUGUUGAUUAUUGCCUAACGAAAUUUUUUGUCCAUCUAUUUCGCUUUCAGUAUGAAUUCAAUCUCUAAUAAAGACAUUAGA
Messenger RNA from Corticium candelabrum, 886 nucleotides. RefSeq lists its product as uncharacterized. The coding region runs from base 127 to 654 and encodes 175 amino acids. Lineage: Eukaryota; Metazoa; Porifera; Homoscleromorpha; Homosclerophorida; Plakinidae. The transcript is spliced from 2 exons. The record is from RefSeq and is a predicted model, not a curated record. Gene Ontology annotation, molecular function: calcium ion binding.